Messenger RNA from Coffea eugenioides, 441 nucleotides. Its product is annotated as ethylene-responsive transcription factor LEP-like. Lineage: Eukaryota; Viridiplantae; Streptophyta; Magnoliopsida; Gentianales; Rubiaceae. Gene Ontology annotation, biological process: regulation of DNA-templated transcription. The transcript has a single exon. Gene Ontology annotation, molecular function: DNA-binding transcription factor activity; DNA binding. The coding region runs from base 1 to 441 and encodes 146 amino acids. The record is from RefSeq and is a predicted model, not a curated record.
AUGGAAAAUUUUUCUCAAAUGGUCGCCAGAGAUCAAGGGAGAAGAAGCUCAAGACGCUCGACUAGAUACCUAGGAGUUAGAAGGAGGCAAUGGGGAAGAUACGCAGCUGAGAUAAGGAAUCCAUACACAAAAGAAAGACAUUGGUUAGGCACAUUUGACACUGCUGAAGAAGCUGCUGUGGCUUAUGAUCUUGCGUCCAUUUCUUUCAGUGGCAUUCAAAAAGCCCGCACCAAUUUCGUUUACCCUUUUUUGGCUUUGCCAACACCAUCGCCGCCGUCACCGCCUCCGCCUCCACCACCAACUCCUGAUUUGGAAGAAGUUGAUCAAAGCUGCGCGGAAGUAAGCAGUUUCGAAGAUGAUGAUGAUGAUGAGUCUCUUUUCAUUGCUUCUGUCUUGGAGUCCUUCCGCCAAUCCAGCUUUGAUGGCAUACAAAAGGAUUGA